This is a messenger RNA of Kalmanozyma brasiliensis GHG001, 3381 nucleotides long. RefSeq lists its product as uncharacterized. Bases 1 to 3381 code for a protein of 1126 amino acids. The record is from RefSeq and is a predicted model, not a curated record. NCBI's taxonomy places the organism in Eukaryota, Fungi, Basidiomycota, Ustilaginomycetes, Ustilaginales. The transcript has a single exon.
AUGCGCACUCACUCGGCCAACUCCACCGCCAGCUUUGCCUCUCAUGCGUCUGGAUCGCGGCAGCCCUCAGCAGAGAUCGCAGAGGAGGACGAAUCAUCCAUGUCCAGCCCAGCGUCCCAGCGCACUCGGGCGGCGUCUGCGACAAUGGCGACAAGCUCGCCCAACCAAUCACGCGUGAGAUCCGACUCAGAUGCAGCAUCCAUCCUCACAGCUGACGACAGUAUGUCGACCUCCAUGCUCUCCGCCGUGGACGCUGCCGGUAUGGAUCAGAUCGAAAACAGCGUGCGACAGUCUAAAACAAUAGAAGACUUCACCAAUAUCAUCAGCGAGUUCCGCAUGAACCGCCACACUCUCUAUCCCGACUCCCUCGCAGGCUCCCUCGCCCAAAGCGUCGACACCAUUCCAGCCAGCAACAGCCAUCACAGUCUCGACCAACGCAGCGAAGCAGGAGAAACCGUCCGAUGCACGUGCUGCUGCAGCAAGGAGGACUGUCCACGUGCUCUCCGCGCUCGCCAGGAGUGGCGCGAUCUGGAAGCUGAUCUCCGUCUCAGCGCAGAGAUUGGCCAAGCGCUGCUCAAACGCCACGACGCCAUGCAGGCAAAGCUACAGAAGCAAGCAGAAGAAUACAUGCAACAACGCGACGGUCUCAUGACUAGACUCACCAAGAGCUACAAAGAGACCUCUGCUCUCGAGCGCGAGCUGGCACAAUCCAACUUGAACUUAGAGGCAGGCGACAGUAGCAAUCGCGCCCUUUUGCACGAGCUCGACGAAUCCCGCACUCAGCUCAACAAACUCAAGGCAAGCCAAACCCGACUCAGCGGAGCCGACGAGAAAGCCAAUUCGCUCCAACGUGAGCUCGACGAUCUGAAGCAAGAGCUUGCCGCCGAGCGUAAACGAUCAGCAGCAGCCGAAGCGAGGUCGAAGAAGCUCGAACUCAAAUCUGCCCAGCUCAAAGAUGCUCUUCACAGUGCGCGCAAGCAAACAAGUGCGGACGCAACGACCGCCAACCGCCCCGUGUUCGAUGACGACGCACUUCAGUCGGCAAGAGACCGACUCACUCGUGGUCUACGACACCAGCGCGGUCUAUCCAUGGCGUCCGACACCUCCACUGCCAGUGACGACGCGGAUCAGAUGCAGGCCAUCGAGGCCCUUGUCCGUGACAACGAAGCUCUGCGUAACGACAACGGCAAGCUCAGGUCUUUGGUCGACACAUGCAACGAAGAGCUAGACACGCUGCGCAGCUCGGUCAAUAACGCAAUCACCAUGGUCGCGUCCCCUGCCCCAGACCUUGCGGGCUUCGAGUUCCCACAAGGCCCAGGCGCAUCUGAUUCGCAGACCCACACAGCGGCUGAGAUGCUGCCGACACUCUCGCAGGAGGUCCAGCAAAGCGUAGACAGCAGCAGCGCAGAUGCUCGACGCGCUUCUAUUCAGCCGACGAGCUCCUUCACGAUCCCUGCCACGUCGUCGUCGCCAGCGACAUCUUCGGCGAUCCACAACGUUGUAACCACUCGUGCUGAGUCGCUGACAGGCACUGUGGAUAGCAGCACAACAAGCCAACCACCGGAAUCCUCUUCUUUCGCCCCAAGCUCGCGCUCCAGUGAGACCAGUCGAGAUACGGAAAAGCAGACAAGCGACUUCCUGCAGUUCGAUCCUGCUCGUCGCGAGAGCCGCACCGCUCAAUUGAGCACCCUUCUCGACUACGUCAAUCGUCUCUUCACUCGUCUCUCCACGGCAGACGUCGACACGCUCUCGCGUCGUCUGCAGAGACAGAAUCUGGCAGGCGAUGCAGGCCACUUGGCCAAAACCACGGUCAACUCCAUCCUUCGCGACGUCGACGGCUUGCGCGACCAUUUCCGCAAGCUCAUCGAAGCAGAAGCUCGCAACAAUGCUCGCGACGACAACUCUGCUCAUUCCAAGGAGUUCGCUCAAGAGAGCCUCGUCGCCCGCAAGGAGUUCUUCGCGCUGCUCAAGGCAUUCCGUGACAUUCUGUGCGAGCUCGCCAAGCUACGACUGUGCAUCAACGACAUUCACCUCAAUCCGGGGCAGGCAGCCAAACUUCUUCACGAGCAUCUUGGGGCAAACACGGCAGAGGACAAAGGAUUGAUUCCCAUCCCGUCUGCGGUCAAUUGGCUGGGCAAGAUCCUGCUCGGCGGACCGAGCAUCGUGCCAACCGCGACCUCGCCGGGCAGCAGCAGCACCUCUGGAGCGUCGCUCGCGGUGCCAGACAACACAGGGACAACGGGAGGCAAAGGAAGCCGACCAACGCCAGGCAGGUCCGUCUCGGGCAACUAUGCGAGCCGCCUCGCACCCAGAGCUUCCCCUGCGGUCGUCUCGUCUACCCUCGCCGUCGAGGUGAAAGGUGCGCAUGCUUCUGCAGCAGAGCCGAAUGCAUCGCCUCGAGGUCUGAUCAACGGUGGCCUUCGAGCCGGACCUCGACCUCAGCCUGGGCGAUCGCAGGUCUCGCUCACACGCAUGCAGUCGCGCAACCUGUCUGGCCUGUUCGCCGGAAGCCUGGCUCCUUCACCUGCCGGUCUGGAUGCUGCUCGAGGCCCAUCUGCCAAGCUGGGUGGUGGGCUAGCGCAGACAAGUCUGCUCAGACCCAAGGGCGACGCCUCCAGGACGACUCCAGCCUGGCAACGACCGCUGUCUCGCAUUGUCGACGACGAUGAGAUCAGCAUCCACCGUGGCCGGGCUAUCCGUCAACAGGUCUUCGACGACAGUGGCGAUGAGGGAUCCGACGACGAGAUGAAUGGCAGUGGCAACCUGCUCGACCGCGCUUUGCGACCUCGUGGCCUCAGCGACAGCUCGAUUCGCAGCACCUUUGUCGACUUGGCAGAUGGCAUCGGAGCCGGAUCGAUCCCGCCCGCCUUGAACAGGAUCCGGCCUGCUCCCAUUUCGCGCGUCAUUACACCAGCGACAUUGUCGCUGCAUUCAGCCCCAAGUGCAUCCGCUGUCUCCUCCACUCUGGACGCGGAUCAGGACAGGCGUAGCGCUGACGGCCAUGCAUCGCCGUCCAUGGCCUCAGACAAGUCCGGCAGCCUUACUCCCGGAGCUGUUGGCCCAUCCAGCUCCUUCUUCAGCCGAUCCGAAAAGGUCCUAUCUUUCCUCAGCGGAGGAGUGGUCGGUUCCAGUGCACCCAUUCAGCCCAGCAGCGCAGCAGCCAGUACCGGCGGCCCGACCUUGCGUCAGACGCCGUCGAUGGCUGCUCUCAACAAGGCAGCAGCUCGCGCCGCAUCGUCACAGGAUCUCUCCGUCUCGCCGCGCAACGCUCCUCCGUCUCCUGCACCUUCUGCCGAUACGCGGACACAGACCGGUCUCGGCCUCGGCUUGCCAUCACGUCUCACCCUCGGAGGCGGCGGUGGCAGUCGCGCUGGCUUCUGA